CAAAAAGAGAAAAAGAAAGAAACGAAACGAAAAGAAAAGAAAAAAAGUCCCCCAAAGCCAAGGGAUCAGAAGAGCGCUACAAUCCAAAAUUACAUGGGAAGCUCAAGUUUGGCCAGUGCACUUAGUUAAUGCCUAUCACCAGCUUCCACAUAUGUUAUCAACAACAAGCCCACUUUCCGUUUUGUGUUAUUGACAAAAUCAACGUGUUUUCUUGAGAUUGAGCUCUCUUCUGGUUUUUCUUCUGGGUGCGGUUGAAGGGAGCGUUGUCGAUUUUACUGCUUUUUGACUCGGAAGUUGCUUUCAAACUGUUCGAUAAAAGCAAAGUUUGGCAACUGCUGAAAUGACUUUAUGCGGGAGUGUUUCUGCGGCGAGCUUCGGCUGCCAAAGCAACAGAAUAGCUAUUGGAAACUUUCAUUCUGCCGCCUCGAAAUGUGGUUAUCGAGACACUCUGGAUCAAAACAACAUACUAGCAUUUAGGGUUAGUGAAUCCAUUGGAGACGGCCUGAGAAUUCCCGAAGCACGAGCUGUUAAGAUUAGGUCCAGGAACGGUGCCCGCCCUUUGCAGGUAGUUUGUGUAGAUUACCCGAGACCAGAGCUUGAUAAUACUUUAAAUUUCUUGGAAGCAGCGUACUUGUCUUCAUCCUUUCGGACUUCUCCCCGUCCAUCGAGACCAUUGAAGAUCGUAAUUGCUGGCGCAGGUUUGGCUGGUUUAUCGACUGCAAAAUAUUUGGCAGAUGCAGGUCACAAGCCUUUGUUGCUGGAAGCAAGAGAUGUUCUAGGUGGAAAGGUGGCUGCAUGGAAAGAUGAUGAUGGAGACUGGUAUGAGACAGGCUUACAUAUAUUCUUUGGGGCCUAUCCAAAUAUGCAGAACUUGUUUGGAGAACUUGGUAUCAAUGAUCGGUUGCAGUGGAAGGAGCACUCAAUGAUAUUUGCAAUGCCAAACAAGCCUGGGGAAUUCAGCCGAUUUGACUUCCUUGAAGAAUUGCCGGCACCUUUAAACGAAGUCCCCUCCUGAGUGUAUAUGCUGAUAUGUCUGUAACAUGUAAGGAAUAUUACAACCCAAAUCAAUCCAUGCUGGAGUUAGUUUUUGCCCCUGCUGAAGAAUGGAUUUCACGCAGUGAUUCAGAAAUUAUUGAUGCUACAAUGAAGGAACUUGCAAAACUUUUUCCUGAUGAAAUUGCAGCGGACCAAGGCAAAGCAAAAAUAUUGAAAUACCAUGUUGUUAAAACACCAAGGUCUGUCUACAAAACUGUCCCAGGUUGUGAACCUUGCCGCCCGGUACAGAGAUCUCCUAUAGAGGGUUUUUACUUAGCUGGUGAUUAUACUAAACAAAAGUAUUUGGCUUCAAUGGAAGGAGCUGUUCUCUCAGGGAAGCUUUGUGCACAGGCUAUUGUACAGGAUUAUGAGUUUCUUUUUGCUUCAGCGCAAAGAAGGUUGGCACAGGCAAGCAUUCAUUGACAACCCACGAAAUAGUGGUCAAUACUGCAUGAACAUUUAUACAAUUCUUGUGAGCUUCUUCUGGAUCUUGUAAAUCAGGGGUAUAGGCAUUCUUCAGAAUUGUCAUUUCCUCUCCAGUUAUUUGUGAUAUGUUUUUUUAGAAAAAAGACGUGUAUAUUAUCAAUUUACCAAGUUUAUUCUUAAUGAAUUGGGAACAAGGACAAAUUGUGUAUGAAGUCAUGUUACAUAAUAAUCUAGAAAUUGUUAGUAAUGAUA
Molecule: messenger RNA, 1713 nt
Organism: Carica papaya (papaya)
Lineage: Eukaryota; Viridiplantae; Streptophyta; Magnoliopsida; Brassicales; Caricaceae
Source: RefSeq, a predicted model, not a curated record